AUUGAAUAUCUAUUAAUAUUAAUAGUCAGCUGAUUUUAACAUAUUCUUAAUAUUAUCUUGGUUUUAUGGCUUCAAGAAGGUUGUACUGAGAAUACCUUUGGAUAUUUUAAACUUGUUCAACAAACACAAAAAAUCAACAACUUCGUACUUACUGUGUGAUAUUUGUUUUUUUUUUACGGAGAAAAAAACGAAAAAAAUCAUAAUCACUGGAGUAAAUUCUUUUGGAGAUAAUACAAGCGGAUGCUGACUAGUAUGUGUGAAAAGACUGAAAGUUGAAUGUGACACCCCAGAGAGUGAUGAUCCAACUUUAAACAAUCAUACAAAAGUAUUAGAGGAAUUACAACCAGUGAGAAAUCAUCAUAGUCCAUCAUCAUUUAAUCAAGUCGAGGAGAAUUCAUCUAGUCAUACAUCAGCAGAUUCUAAAGACGGCUACCCGGAAACUAUAACCAAUGGCACCACUCAAGGUGAUAUACCGUCCCUGGUCACUACAGGGGAUUCCGUCCUCCAGGCCGGUGAGCCGUGGGUAAUGUCAGGAGUUGCUGGCCCACUUACAGUAAUAACUAUAAAACCUAGUCUCGGUGACACUUCUAUGACUGGGUCCCCUCUCUCACCAGGAGAGGUUAUAACGAUUCCCAUUGACUGGUUCACUGGCAGAGGUGACCCUAACAAGACAUUAGCUGAUCUUCAUAAUCCAAACUUCAUUGCAAAUUUUUUAAAUAGUUCCAGAGCCGUAGCUUACCCACAUAUUGUUCAAGUUCCUACGAGUGAAGGAGCGGCAUCAUCAUCAUCGUCAUCAUCAGAAACAGCCAACGAAGGUACCUCAGAAACAAACGCUACACCCUCGGCUUCGGCUACAAGUGAAACCGACGGUAUCAAUAGUGAAACACCCACCACGAUGCAGGCGUACAGUCAGAAUGCGGCUGCGCAGUUUGGGGCAUUUUAUAACAGUCCCACUGCCCAGAGUUAUAUACCUCCAUACCAAUCAUCUGCAGACAUCAAGUCCAUUAAAAUGAACCCACAGUACCCAGGAUAUGGGGCAAACUUUACCCAGGCAGGGCAAGCAGGCUUUCCUUAUAGUCCUGGUUCAUUUCCUGGUACUGGAAACAGCACAACAUCGUCAUCAGUGUAUUCACCACAACAACAGGCAACUAUAGACAGUUACUACAGCCAGUACAGUAACGCAGCAGCGAACGCCUACUACCCUUACCAGUAUGUUCCGACAACCCUCUCAGGGACCACAACAGCUGUGCCUUCCAACAACUCCCAAACAUAUGUGUUAGAUCUACCCCCAGCAAACAUGGCCACUGCUACUAGUAGCGUACAGGGCUCACAUAUGGAUCUACAGUCACCCUCCAAUUCUACAGGUGAUAGUGGCGGUCAGUAUACCAUACCUACAAGUCCUUCACCCCCUUUAGAUAGAGCUAGACAAAAAGGAAGUAAAAAUAGGCAAGGUCGGCGGCAGAAUCCUUCACCGAGUCCCGAGUCGGAUUUAGAACGUGUAUUUAUAUGGGAUCUAGAUGAAACUAUAAUUAUUUUCCACUCACUGUUAACGGGGUCCUAUGCUCAAAGAUAUGGAAAGGAUCCCCAGGCCUCUGUACAGCUUGGCUUACGGAUGGAAGAAAUGAUCUUUAGUUUAGCAGAUACUCAUCUAUUCUUCAAUGAUUUAGAGGAAUGUGAUCAAGUACAUAUUGAUGAUGUUUCAUCAGAUGACAAUGGACAAGAUUUAAGUACGUAUAAUUUUGCUGCGGACGGUUUCCGACAAGCAGCAACUAAUGCCAAUUUGUGCCUAGCAACUGGUGUACGAGGGGGAGUUGACUGGAUGAGAAAAUUAGCAUUCAGAUAUCGCCGAAUAAAGGAACUGUACAAUACUUACAGAACCAACGUUGGAGGUGUUAUAGGACCACAGAAACGUGAUCAGUGGGUUCAACUACGUCAAGAAAUUGAGAGUCUUACCGACAACUGGUUAACACUCGCCCUUAAAUCUCUUAGUAUCAUCAAUUCCAGAUCAAACUGUGUGAAUGUACUAGUCACGACAACUCAGUUAGUGCCUGCCCUAGCUAAAACCUUGCUAUAUGGCCUUGGUGGUGUAUUUGCUAUAGAAAAUGUCUAUAGUGCUACUAAAAUAGGUAAAGAGUCUUGUUUUGAGAGAAUCGUGUCACGAUUUGGAAAGAAAUGUACGUAUGUUGUAGUCGGAGAUGGUCGCGAUGAAGAGGCUGCUGCGAAACAAAUGACCUGGCCUUUUUGGAGAAUUUCUAAUCAUUCCGAUUUAGCCGCUUUACAUCAUGCACUAGAACUUAGCUACCUCUAGACAAAAAACUUUACAGAAUCUGUUACAGUGCGUAAAUAAGACUUUUGAAAUUUUACACGGGAGUUUGUGCCGGCUAUUUCAUAGCAAUAUACAGCUAUACAAAGUUAUUUAUGAGACUUUAUCCAGUUUUUAUGGAUGAUGUCAAUCCGUAGAUGACCAUGUGUCAAUGAAUUUCUAUGGAUUUGAUGCAGAUGAGAAACAUUGUUGUUGAACCGUAUUGUAAUUGUGCAAAAGUUCAAUGGUUUUUGUUUAAACUUUUUUUUUAAAAACUUUGUGUUUUGGUACCUUGAGAUUACUGGUUUGUUUUGCAGAGAUUUCAUGCAAGAUUUUAUAGAAAAAUGAAUGCCGUCUGCAGCAUGCCUGACUCUAAAUGAAGAGCUAAACUCGUAUGUAAAUGUGAACUUACAAAAUAUGAAAGACAUAUGUGUAAAGUGCAAGACAGACAUAUGUGUUAUACAUAUGUGUAAAGUGUAUGACAUAUAAGAAAAGGUGUAAAGCAAGUGGAAAGAAGUGAUUAUGUGACACUUACUUUUGAAAUGUGAUAGGAUGUCAUACAGAAAUAAAUAACAGUUGUUGAAUGGCAGACGUAAUUUUAACCGGAAGGCAAACAUCUUAAUGAACAUUUCAUGAACAUGUCAUGAACAUUUCAUGAACAUUUCAUGAACUCUAUACUUCAUUACAUGUGCAGUACAUUUCAUAUUUUCCACUGUAAACUGAACAUUUUUUAAUGAAUAUUCAGCAUUAAGGAACUGUCUGUGUGACUGUGAAUAGUGUAAGAAUAAACUGUGUACAGCGUCAUAUAUAAAGAGAAUAAGGCGUGGUGAAGUUGUCAGUGGAUUGUGUAAAAGAUGUGUAAAUGUGAAGAAUUUUAUCUGUACAUAAUCUACAGUUGAUAAAGUCAGGAAAAAUGACAAGUUACCAUGGAUUAUCUAGGUGUAUUUUUUUUCUUUAAAUCAUAUUGUUUGAGUGAUUUGGGUUUUAUAUAUAUAUAUAUUUGUAAUAUAUAUAUAUUGUUGAAAUGUGCCAUUUUGUAUUACGUUUUAGUUUGUUUCAUAUAUACAUAUAUAUAUUUACACAUACUUAACACAUGUUUAUUUAUCCAGACAAUAAAUAUUAGAAGUACGUUGUUACUGAAAUGAAACCCCACAGUUUUUAGAUAUUAAAAUCCCAAGAAUUCAUGAAGUUAAUUUCUUGUCAAUAAAAAAACAUGACUGGGUGACUAACCUGUUGACCCAUUUGUCAUUUUUUUUUCUUUAAUAAUGAUUUUUUUUUUUCGGCAAAAAACAAUAUUUUAUAUUUUAUAAGUUUCAGUUUUACAUCUUUUUACAGUAUUGUUUCGUAUUUGCUAUCAUAAUCUAAAUUUAUUAUAUUUCAAUUUGAUUUUACUAUUAUUGUUUGUUAUGUUCUCAUCAAGGGGAUGUGAACACCCUUGUGUGAAAAUUUGUUUAUUCUAGGAAGAAAAGCAACUACGUGUAGCAAAGUUUUGCCAGUUUUUUUUUUUAAAUAUGAUGCAAUUUUAAUUUUAAUAGAUUUAUAAAAGCUCGGAGAGACAUCCGUUUAGAAAGUCUGUUCAAGCACAGGUUUGAAGAUUAAAGUCCUGUACGUUCCUGGCAAUAUAUAUUGCGGAGAUAUUUUAUGCAACAGCUUUUCGUUAAGUUUCGAUUAUGCACAGUUUCCGAGUCUGAUAUUAGAAAAACUAUAUACUCAUGGUUCCCAGAUUAAUAAGGACACAGUCUUGGUCUUUUAUCCUUUUAUGCAAACAUUUAGUUUUAAUUCUGACUUCAGUUCUUCUAGAAUUUGUGGUUCUGAAAAAAGAACAAUAUUCAUAGUUUGAUGACGGUAUUUCAGCAGCAUGAAUUGAUGAGUAAUGUCUUUUGAUUAAAUGACUUUUUAUAUGUAUUAUUUUUUUGUGUCUUUUUUUUUUUACAUAUCAUCAUUUUGUUAUGAUAUUUUAUUGCAGUAUGCACACAAAAUAAUUGUUAUAGGUAUAAAUAAGAUUAUACCUUUCUUACAGUUUUUUCAAAUGUAAAUUUAAGGGAUUUUUUUUUUCACUAUUGUCUUAGUAAGAUCCCAACAAUUUUUUUUUCUCAAAUGAAAAAUAUUUAUUCUAUUGAAAAAUUGUAUUCAUACCAAUUUAAAUUAUUUCCAGUGUUUGACCGUGACCACCAAUUAUUUCAGUUUAUUCGAUACAUAAAAGAUUUAUAUCCAGGGUAUAUUUAAGAGUUUGACCCAUUAGCAUCAUAUUUAUAAGGUCAAAUUAUAGGAAGAAUACUUAUAAAAUUUAAACCUUCCUAAUAUUUUUAGACUGCCACUUGAUUGUCAUGCCAGAUCAUACAUUCACAAGGUGUUUUUUAUGUCUACUUUCAUUGAAGUUAGCAUUUGUUAACAAUCCAUAUAUUACUCAUUUUAUGAGUAGUGACUCACCAUUCAAAAAGACACCAUAAUUGAUUGUAUUUUUGUAUAAUAAUAAAGAUAAGUGUUUUGUUUUUUGUCAAGGGUCAGUUCUAUUUAUCAGUGCAAUGACAGUAGAUAUAUUUUGUAAGUUUUUUUUUUUCUUUCAUUAAAUUUUAUCAGUAUUUAGGAAUUGCAACAUUUAAGGUCUUUUGUUGUUGUUGUUUUUUUACCAAAAUAUAAGAGAUCUUGUUAUUAUUUUGCUAAAUAAUAAACAGCUUUAAGAGCUAAGGCUUACCUGAAAUUUUAAGUGCUCCAUGACCAUUUGAAUCUCAGACUUUGUGCUUGAAAUAAUAGCCAGCGUGUUAUUUUUAUGUAAUGAUUAAAUUUCAUGUUUGUCCUAUUUAUAGUAACAGAAUUCAUAUUUUGAUCUAAUUAUAGUAACAGAAUUUCAUAUUUUGAUCUAUUUUUAGUAACAGAAUUUCAUAUUUUGUUCUAUUUAUAGUAACACAAUUUUGUAAUUACCAAAUUAAAAAGAUGAUUGAAAAUUUACUAAAGGGAAAGGGAAGUAACUGAUUUCAGCCAACUUGUUAUUUUAAUGUUGAUUUGUUUAAACUGUAUAAAAGGCAGAUGUUGCGGCAGACAAUCAUUACGUGGAAGAUUAAUUUACAAGAGUUUCAGCAUUUUAAAUAUGGCAAAAUUAGUAUCUAUGAUGUCAUAUUUUGUUGUGUCUGCUUAAUGGAAUAUCACAGUAGAUUCCAAUUUUACAACAAUUUACUGUUUUAAAUACUUCUUUAUGAUAUUUGACAUAUUUUGUAUAACUUAUAUAACAGUUUAAUUAUAAAAAAAGAGAUUUUUAGAUUUUUUUCACCUUUUCUAAAAUGUUGUUGACCUGUUUUAAAGGUGAUAGGUAAAAUAAUGUAACAUUAUAUGCUGUCACAUUGUUCUCAUUUUAUGUCACAUUUUACUGAAAGACGAGUAUAUUUUUUUUUAAGGGUGUCACUAUAUACGUCACUGCAAUUAUAAAUGCAAAUAUCACUGGUCUGAGAUAAUGGGAGAACGCAGUAGCAACAAAUGUAAUAAAGGUAUAAAAAAUAUAACGAUAUAACAAUUAUGAAAAGAAUUCUAUUUUUUGCUUAUAAUUUUGUGACAUGAUAUAGUGAAAGAUGAGAAGGGAAGGAUACUAUAUUUGAAUAUGAUUAAUCAAACCCACCAAUUAGUAUUACUGGUUUAUUUUCAUUUUAUAAGGUUUAUUGUCAUGCACCCGCAAUAUUUCCCUGGAGCAUAUACAUAUAGUUGUGGGUUGGUCCUUAGAUUUCUUUUGUCACAGUACCUUUACGAUUGAAUUUGGAAGAUAUUGAUGUGUUAAUUUGGAAGAUAUUGGAUGUGCUUGUAUCCUCCUUUGGACCUUUACCCUCUGGUCGGGGUUUCAGGUCAAAUUGAGUCAAGGUCAACGAGGCUUGCUAAGUAUAGAUUUUCUUAAAAUUAACUCGGAAGGACAUGUUUUUUAAAUUUUGUGAAAGCGACAUCAGGGAGUUGCCAUCAGUGUAGCCGAUAAUCUUUAUUUUGUUAUCGUAAUAUAUUCAUCUUAAUACCAUUUCUUAUAGAGAUUUAGUAAGCUUCCAAAUGAUCAUGAUCACUAACAAGUCUUGUUCAUCAGCUGCUUUACAAAUUAAAGUGUAAUAUUUAGUAAAUGGGUCAAACUAUGUGAGCUAUUGAUGGAUGUAAAACCUAAUAUCUUUCAUACAUGCAGUACAUGUACAGCCUACAUCAGCUUUUUGUUGUUGUUUUUGUUGUUAAGAAAAUAGGGGAAAUUAAAUGAAAUUGUUCCCCCCACCAAUAUAUUUAUUACAAAUGUCUGUAUCAAAAUUUUAGGUAUAUUUGUACUACAUUUUCUCCCAUUUUAUCAUAUAUAUACAAUUUUUCUGUAUAUUGUUCAAAGGCAAAACAAUUGGGAGUUGCAUUACAAUGUAUAUUUUAGCAACAUAUUUUCUCAUUAUUAUGUAAGACUUCAUUGUACAUUUUAUAUUUUAAUAUUUGACCAAGCUAGUAAAACCAAAGUCCCUUUUAUUAAUGAAGUAUUAUAUCUUUAUAUGAUGUUGUAUAUUUGAAUUUCAUAUAUUGCUUUCUGUUAUAAGGAAUUUCCAUUCAGAUGUGGACAUUCUGAGUAUUUUGUAAAGCCUACCUGUUGUUUAUAGACUGGUCCUAAAAUUUAUUUUUUUUUGGAAAAAAAUAUAACCAGUCCACUUUUAGGGGAGUGAAACAAGCAUAUAUUAAUCAUGUCCACUUGUGGUUAAGGUGUCUGCCUCUUAACCCAGGGAUCAUAGGUUUGUGCCCUUCUUAGGUCAGAUCAUGUUUCCUCAUGUGGCACCAGUACUGGUAAGUUCCAGGAAGUGGACAUGAUUAAUAUAUGCUUGUUUCACUAUCAAGCUAAAAAAAAUAAGUUUAAGCCUUACUUUUAUAUACUGAAAUUUAUUUUUUAGUGUUAGUGUGUGAAAAAUACUUUUGAAAAUUGACCUAUUUCAAGUUAACUAUAAAUUGUGGAUUUUUAAAGAUGUUUCUUUUUAUCUGAUUUUUCAAAUCUGUCACUCAAGAUUUGACAACCAAAAAAUUUGCAACAAAAUAACAAAGUAAAAUAGAGCCUCAAUAGACAACAGGUAGAUAAGUAAUUAUUUUUUUAUGUACAAUCAGUUUUGUGAUUUAACAGGAGAGAAGAAGAAUGGUAUUUGGUGUUUUUGUGUCUUAUCAUUUUAUAAAUCCUGAUUACAUUAUGUAUUAUAAAUAUUGAAAGCAAGAGAAAAUAAAUAUACUACAAAUCUUA
Messenger RNA from Ruditapes philippinarum (Manila clam), 7520 nucleotides. Its product is annotated as eyes absent homolog 1-like. NCBI's taxonomy places the organism in Eukaryota, Metazoa, Mollusca, Bivalvia, Venerida, Veneridae. The transcript is spliced from 19 exons. Gene Ontology annotation, cellular component: nucleus. Bases 527 to 2308 code for a protein of 593 amino acids. Gene Ontology annotation, molecular function: protein tyrosine phosphatase activity. The record is from RefSeq and is a predicted model, not a curated record. Gene Ontology annotation, biological process: positive regulation of DNA repair; cell differentiation; multicellular organism development.